Molecule: messenger RNA, 1641 nt
Organism: Epithele typhae
Lineage: Eukaryota; Fungi; Basidiomycota; Agaricomycetes; Polyporales; Epitheliaceae
Exons: 6
Coding region: 1-1641 (546 amino acids)
Cellular component (GO): Ino80 complex
Source: RefSeq, a predicted model, not a curated record
AUGCCGCCCGCAGGCUCCCACGGACACCAGCGCAAGCACCUCGCCGUCAAACGCGCCGAUGGCCAGCCCCUCACACGCGUCGACCUCCAGUAUGACAUGCUCUACGCCAUAUUCAACGACCCCCAAGCCGUCUUCACCGACCCUCACAACACCAUCCGCGGCUAUCCCCCCCACUCCAAGGUCUCCUUCCGUGAUCUCUACGUGAACGCCCUCAUCCACUCCCCCAAGUGCUCCCGCGCCCUCCGUGACAAGAUCAGGGAAAGCCCACUCUUCGGCAAUGAGUUUGGGAUGAUCUCACUGCUUUCCAACGUCGGGCGCAUCAACACCACCAUGGCCUUUUUUCCUGAAAUGAAGACCCAGUUGCGCACCUACCACCCAGUACCUGCUCUGCAACAGACAAAGGGCAAUUUGCAGGAUGCCCCUCGCAUCAAAAACAUACUCAAGACUUGUUUCCUCCAGAACGAGGCGCAGGGGAAUGUCACAACUCCCAACGACGUUCUUGCCCGCACCCGUUCAAAUCAGAUCCCACCCACCAGCAUCGUGAACCUGGUUUUCGUCUUCGCGAGCCACUCGUCCACAGUGGCACGGUCACACUUCACCCCUCGUUCAUACGAGUUCCUUGACCUCUUCACUCCGAUCAAAGUGUCUUCACAGUCGAGAGCACAGGCUUUCCUCUGGCUCUGCUACCAUUAUUACGAAGGCUCUGUAGGAAAUCCGUUCCGUGCACCAGACUCUGAAGAGGGCUCCGAAAUGGCCCCUCCUUUCGUCGCCUUGUCAGAUGCCCAGUUAAAAUUGGAGAACGUCGAUACGCCUGAAGAGAUCCAACGUGGGAAGGACAUGAUAUCCCAGAGGAGUCUCGUUCAGAGCACACGGGACCAUCUAGCCGCCCAGGAGGACGUGGCAGAGGCAGCGCGACAGCAAGCUCUCGGCUUGACAGGACGCGGCAAAGGGAGGAGCAGACUCGCCCAAUCUACGUCCGCCCUCAGCACGAGAGACGUCACGCCAGCAGAUAGCCAUUCCUCGACACCGCAUCCAUACCACGCCGACGCCUUCGAUGGACCAGGGCGGAGGCAGCUCACAUCCUCGCACUCUGACAGCCUGAGUUCUCGUCGAGUAUCCACUCCUCCUUAUGUGCGGGGCUCCUUGCACGCGUCCACACAUGAGGCAGCCCCAUUGCCACGCACCCCGACCGAGCUUUAUCCCGACCGAGCGGCUAGCCCCUCUGCUGACCUGCUCCAACAUAGCAAUGGGAAGCCGACGAGGAACUCACGAAAGUCCCAUGGGCAUACUUUGUUCCACCCUAUUUAUCCCCGUGAGCCGCAUGGCCCGACAAGACGUGCGUCGCACCCCCAUCUCAUGGUUGAGAGGUAUCAGCCUGCGUCCCUAGAUAUUCCAGAGAGAACCAUGCUUGAACGUGCGCGCACUUUCCCCUGUCUUUCAUCAUAUCCCUCCAUUGACGCGGCUCGCUUCCCAGAGGCCAUGCACGUCGUGUUGACCAGAGACCCUCUCUCCGACUCGGACGACGAGAUAUAUGGGGACGAGAACACGCGCCGCGAUUACAGUACGCCGCUUCUUCCGCUGAGUUUCGGCCUGCCCCUCACCAUCCUUCACUCCUUCCAGCUCGGCGACUGCGUGUGUUAG